AUGUCCGUCAUGUUGCAAACACCAUCCCGGGCCUCGACGGCCUCUUCGUCCUCCUUCCAGCCGAUUUCGCGGCAGAACACCAUGUCCUCCUAUGAUGGGACACGGUCAGCGCGGCAAUCGAAGCGGUAUUCGAUGUCGGCGCUCUACAUGUCCAUGUCGGCGAACGAGACAGAGCUGGAGAUAGAAGACGACCUGGCAAAAGCCCAGAAGACACUCCGCGACCUCAAGUCCAAGAUCUCGUCGCAAUCGAAAAAGAACUUCGUCCUGGAAAAAGACGUGCGAUACCUCGAUUCCCGAAUUGCCCUGCUCAUUCAGAACCGCAUGGCUCUGGAGGAGCAGAACGAAGUAGCAAGCCAUCUCGAAGAUGCGACAGACCUCCAAGAAGGAGCAUUCCCGAACGACGACAAGACUCAGAAAUAUGGCAACCUGCUGUUCCUGCUGCAGUCCGAGCCGCGGCACAUUGCACAUCUGUGCCGCCUGGUUUCCAUGGCAGAGAUCGACUCAUUGCUGCAGACGGUCAUGUUCACCAUCUACGGAAACCAGUACGAGAGUCGUGAGGAGCACCUCUUGUUGACCAUGUUUCAGUCCGUUCUGACCUACCAAUUCGACACGACGCCCGAAUACUCGUCUCUGCUCCGUGCCAACACGCCGGUCUCGCGCAUGAUGACCACGUACACCCGCCGAGGCCCUGGUCAGAGUUUCUUGCGGUCGGUACUGGCAGAUAGAAUCAACAGCCUGAUCGAGCUCCGGGACCUCGACCUGGAGAUCAACCCCCUGAAGGUGUACGAGCGCAUGUGCGAGCAGAUUGAGGAAGAUACCGGCAGUCUUCCCGCGUCGUUGCCUCGGGGGAUAACGGCAGAGCAGGCGGCUGAGAACGCCCAGGUCCAGGCCAUCAUCGAGCCGCGGUUGACUAUGCUGACCGAGAUUGCCAACGGCUUCUUGAACACCAUCAUUGACGGGCUAGAGGAGGCACCCUACGGUAUUCGCUGGAUCUGCAAGCAGAUCCGAAGUCUGACCAAGAGAAAAUACCCCGAUGCCAACGACCAAGUCAUUUGUACGCUGAUCGGAGGGUUCUUCUUCCUGCGCUUCAUCAACCCUGCCAUUGUCACGCCCAAGUCGUACAUGCUCAUCGAUGGCGUCCCCGCAGACCGUCCCCGCAGAACGCUCACCCUGAUCGCCAAGAUGUUGCAGAACCUGGCAAACAAGCCGUCGUAUGCAAAGGAACCAUACAUGGCGAAGCUGCAACCCUUCAUCCAGCAGAACAAGGACCGUGUCAACAGGUUCAUGUUGGAUCUGUGCGAAGUCCAGGAUUUCUACGAGAGCCUGGAGAUGGACAACUACGUCGCCCUGUCAAAGAAGGAUUUGGAGCUCUCCAUCACCCUCAACGAGAUCUACGCCAUGCAUGGUCUCCUCGAGAAGCACAGCGGAGAGCUAUGCAAAGACGAGAACUCGCACCUGGCGCUUAUCAUGUCGGAACUGAGCAGCGCUCCUCCUCAGGUUCCCCGAAAGGAGAACCGAGCAAUCAAUCUCCCUCUUUUCAGCCGCUGGGAGACCGCCAUUGGCGACUUGACUGCUGCCCUUGAUAUCACUCAGGAAGAGGUAUUCUUCAUGGAGGCCAAAACGAUCUUUGUCCAGAUCAUGCGCUCGAUCCCAGCUAACAGCUCGAUCGCCCGAAGACCACUACGACUCGAACGGAUCGCUGAUGCCUCUGCAACCUCGAAGAACGACGCUGUCAUGGUACGAAAAGGUAUCAGAGCCAUGGAGCUCCUCAGCCAGCUUCAGGAAAUGAAAGUCAUUGACAAGUCCGAGGGAUUCAGUCUAUUGAGAGAUGAAGUCGAGCAGGAACUUCAGCACCUCGGUUCGCUCAAGGAUGGUGUUCUGCUUGAGACCACGAAAUUGGAGGAAGUGUACAAAACUAUUCGCGACCACAACUCGUACCUGGUCGGUCAGCUCGAAACAUACAAGAGCUACCUGCACAACGUGAGAAGCCAGUCCGAAGGCACUCGUCGAAAACAGCAAAAGCAGCAGGUCCUGGGACCCUACAAGUUCACCCAUCAGCAAUUGGAAAAGGAAGGUGUCAUUCAGAAGAGUAAUGUUCCGGACAAUAGGAGAGCCAACAUCUACUUCAAUUUCACCAGCCCUCUACCCGGGACUUUUGUCAUCUCUCUACACUACAAGGGACGUAACCGAGGUCUUCUAGAACUAGACCUUAAACUAGAUGAUCUGCUCGAGAUGCAGAAAGACGGCCAAGAGGAUCUGGAUCUGGAAUACGUACAGUUUAACGUCCCGAAGGUCCUCGCGUUGCUGAACAAGCGGUUUGCCAGGAAGAAGGGGUGGUAG
This is a messenger RNA of Neoarthrinium moseri, 2340 nucleotides long. RefSeq lists its product as uncharacterized. The transcript has 3 exons. The coding region runs from base 1 to 2340 and encodes 779 amino acids. Gene Ontology annotation, cellular component: cell cortex. Gene Ontology annotation, biological process: regulation of GTPase activity; regulation of actin cytoskeleton organization. Gene Ontology annotation, molecular function: GTPase activator activity; protein binding. Lineage: Eukaryota; Fungi; Ascomycota; Sordariomycetes; Amphisphaeriales; Apiosporaceae. The record is from RefSeq and is a predicted model, not a curated record.